AUGGAUAUAAAUUUGACUCCUAGACUUAAUCUUGAAUUUGACAACAUAGAAGACUCAUGGAAAUUUUGGCAAGAUUAUGGAAGGAGAACAGGUUUUGGUGUUCGCAAAGAGAGAUUUAAUAAAAGUAAAAAGGAUCAGUCAUAUUUAAGUUAUCUAUAUGUUUGUCGUAAAGAGGGGGUGCAAAAACUCGACAAACGAGACAAAUACACUAAGAAUCCUAGACCUGAGACAAGAUCAGGUUGCCAAGCUAGAAUGAAAGUUGUACAAGUAAAUGGAAAAUACAAAGUAAGUGAAGUUUUUCUUGAUCAUAAUCAUGACCUCCAGCCCCCUGAAGCUGUCCACAUGUUUCCAUCAUUUCGUGAACUAACAUCGGCUCAAGCUUUUGAAUUAGAAACUGUUGAGAAAGCUGGGAUUAAUCAAAAGUCAUCAUUUAAGUUGAUGAGUGAAUAUGCAGGAGGAAGAACCAAUCUGGGAUAUACAAGAACUGAUGUAAAGAAUUAUCUUAAUUCAAAAAGACAACGAGCUAUGUCAUAUGGUGAAGCUGGAUCCAACAAUGCCUACCUCAAGUUUGAUCUGUCGGAUAUCAUGUAUGGUGGAGGAGAUUUUCCAGUAGAGAGGGCAGCCCAUAUAGAAGAAAAGAAGAAAGAAUAG
Molecule: messenger RNA, 651 nt
Organism: Prosopis cineraria
Lineage: Eukaryota; Viridiplantae; Streptophyta; Magnoliopsida; Fabales; Fabaceae
Product: protein FAR1-RELATED SEQUENCE 5-like
Exons: 2
Coding region: 1-651 (216 amino acids)
Source: RefSeq, a predicted model, not a curated record